Molecule: messenger RNA, 3676 nt
Organism: Aegilops tauschii subsp. strangulata
Lineage: Eukaryota; Viridiplantae; Streptophyta; Magnoliopsida; Poales; Poaceae
Biological process (GO): protein phosphorylation
Molecular function (GO): protein kinase activity; protein binding; ATP binding
Source: RefSeq, a predicted model, not a curated record
CAUAUUAAGAUGGAUGAAUGGAUAGAUAAGAUAUCAGCCCAAAGCCAAAGCAUGCACUUGCAUCUCUGUCCUAAACAUACAUGGCCUCACUUGGAUUUCCAUCCAUAUCCAUACCCAUUCUCUUCUUGAUCACCCUGCUGUCCACUGUACCCACAUCUUCUUCUCCUGGUCCAAGCAAGAGCAAUGGCAGCGACACUGAUCUUGCUGCCCUGCUUGCUUUCAAAACACAGCUCUCCGACCCUCUCCGCAUCCUUGCCAGCAACUGGACCACCAGCACGAAUUUCUGUCACUGGGUUGGUGUCACAUGCAGUCCGCGCCGGCAGCGGGUCACCGCUUUGAAACUGCCAGGCUCCCCCCUCCAUGGAUCAAUCACUCCUCACCUUGGUAACCUCUCUUUCCUCUCCUAUCUCAAUCUCAACAAUACAAAUCUCACGGGCUCCAUCCCCGAUGAUUUAGGACUACUUCGUCGUCUUAAAUAUCUACAUCUCGGAUUCAAUGGCCUAUCAGGUAGCAUCCCAACCACCAUAGGAAACCUCACAAAGCUUCGUGUUCUUUCCUUGCAAGGUAACCAUCUAUCUGGUUCAAUCCCGGUAGAACUGCAGAACCUACAGAGUCUUGGCUACUUCCUUAUCUUCAGGAAUUACCUGAGCGGCUCAAUACCCACCUAUCUAUUUAAUAAUACCCCUCUGAUAACUCACUUGAACAUUGGCAACAACAGCCUGUCAGGACAUAUUCCAUCUUGUAUUGGCUCCUUACCAAUGCUCGAGUCCCUUGUCCUUCAAGCGAAUCGUUUCAGCGGCCCAGUACCUCCAUCAAUAUUCAACAAUUCUAGAUUAACUGAAAUCUGGCUUGAACUGAACUACAACUUAGUUGGUCCAAUCCCUAACAACGAAAGUUUUAGUCUGCCAGCGUUGCAAAAGAUCAGCCUGGGCGGCAACAGAUUCACCGGUGAGAUUCCAUUGGGGCUCUCCUCUUGUCUCUACCUCCAAACUAUCUCCCUCGAUGGGAGUUUCUUUGAGGGUGUUGUGCCAACGUGGCUAGGUAAGCUUUCUCAUCUCAGUUUCCUUUCCUUGGGUUGGAAUCACCUUGUUGGUCCAAUUCCUCUUGCACUUAGCAACCUCACUCAGCUAGGUUUACUAGCCCUGCAAGGCUGUAAGCUGUCGGGCUCCAUUCCGGAAGAAUUUGGACAGCUGGACCAACUCACUGUGUUGGAUGUCUCAUACAAUAAACUAGUAGGACCCAUUCCUGCUUCUCUUGGUAACCUCUCUGAAUUAGCAUACCUCCUCUUAAACAAAAAUAUGUUCCUUGGACCGGUACCAGGAACAAUUGGUAGUAUCAACUCUAUGCUUCAUAUUGACAUUUCAGAGAACCGCCUAGUGGGGGGUCUUAGCUUCUUAUCCAGUUUUUCUAAGUUUAGAAAGCUCCAGUUUAUUCAAAUCUCUUCAAAUAAUUUCACCGGUGGCAUUCCUAACUAUGUGGGGAACCUGUCGAGCCAGCUGCAGAUUUUCGCUGCAUCUAAGAACAAUUUUGUUGGUGAACUUCCGGCUAUGAUUUCAAACCUAACAGGUCUUGAAUGGCUAGAUUUUUCAGAGAAUCAGCUGGAUAGCAAGAUUCCAGAAUCCAUUGUGAUGAUGGAGAAUCUCCAGUGGCUUGUCCUGCAUGGAAAUCGCUUGUUUGGGUCCAUCCCACCUCAGAUUGCCAUGCUCAAGAAUAUAGGAAAUCUGUUCCUUUCCAACAAUAAAUUGUCUGGUUCAAUACCGGAGGGGAUUGGUAACCUGACCAAGUUAGAAUACCUGAUACUGUCUGCCAACCAGUUAUCAUCAAUUAUCCCAUCAAGUCUAUUUGAUCUUGACAAUCUCCUCCAGCUAGAUGUGUCUCAAAACUUCUUGACUGGCACAUUACUGGUUGAUAUGGGCUCUUUGAAGCAAAUUUAUAGCAUGGACCUCUCUGCCAACCUCUUGGUUGGUAGCAUCCCAUAUUCGGUUGGACAACUCCAAACGAUAGCCUACUUGAACCUAUCACACAAUUCAUUUGAUGAUUCACUUCCAGAAUCUUUCAGCAAGUUAACCAGCUUGCAAAGUUUGGACCUAUCACAUAACAGUCUCUCUGGUACAAUACCAAAGUACCUAGCAAAUUUCACCAUCCUGACCAGCUUGAACCUGUCUUUCAACAAGCUACAAGGUCAAGUACCAGAAGGUGGUGUCUUUUCAAAUAUUAGUCAACAAUCCUUGAUGGGGAAUUCUGAGCUUUGUGGUGCUUCACGUUUAGGAUUUCCAAUGUGCCCAAGUAACUCUAAAAGAACUAAUAAUGGCCGCAUGCUGAAGAUUUUGCUCCCUACUAUCAUCAUAGCAAUUGGACUUGUAGCUUUCUGCAUAUAUGUAACAACCAGAAAGAAGAUUAAGAAGCAGCAAGGGAUGUCAGGUUCUCCCGGUAUGGUUGACAUGCCCACCCAUCACCUGGUCUCGUACCAUGAGCUUGUUAGAGCAACUGAUGAUUUUAGUGAGAGCAACCUACUAGGGUCUGGAAGUUUUGGAAAAGUUUUCAAGGGCCAGCUAAGCAAUGGUUUGAUUGUUGCAAUAAAAGUUCUAGACAUGCAGCUAGAACAAGCGAUGAGAAGCUUUGAUACAGAGUGUGGUGUACUACGGAUGGCACGACACCGCAAUCUAAUGAGGAUACUCAAUACCUGCUCCAACUUGGAGUUUAGGGCACUGGUGCUUCAAUAUAUGCCCAAUGGCAGCUUAGAGAUGCUUCUACACAACUCUCAAGGUACAACACAAUUGGGAUUCAGUGAGAGACUAGGCAUCAUGCUUGAUGUGUCAUUGGCAAUGGAGUAUCUUCACCAUGAACACUACGAUGUGGUCUUGCACUGUGACUUGAAGCCUAGCAAUGUGUUGUUCGAUGAAGACAUGACAGCACAUGUGGCAGAUUUUGGCAUUGCAAGGUUGUUACUAGGUGAUAACAGCUCUACAAUCACUGCGAGCAUGCCUGGAACUAUUGGCUACAUGGCACCAGAGUAUGGGGCUCAGGGAAAAGCUUCACGAAAAAGUGAUGUAUUCAGCUUUGGAAUCAUGCUCUUUGAAGUCUUCACUAGAAAGAGACCCACAGAUGCGUUUUUUGUCGGAGAUAUAAGCCUGAGGCAGUGGGUUGUUGAGGCGUUUCCUGCAGAACUUUUCCGUGUUGUGGAUGAUCAGCUACUACAAGGGUCUUUUAGCUGCAGCACGGAAGGCUUUCUUGUGCCGAUAUUUGAGUUGGGUUUGUCCUGCACUAGCGACUCUCCUGACCAAAGGAUGACAAUGAGCGAUGUGGUUGUGAAGCUGAAGAAGAUCCAAGUGGCCUACAAUAAAUCAAUAGCGGCCGCACGGAAUGAAGCCAGUCAUUGACCAACAUUGCUUAGUUCGUCCUGCUAUAUAUCAGAAUAAAGGGCGAAAACCAUGCAGCCGAAUUCAAGAUGUCAAAAAGCUAUGAUGCAGCUAUUAAGAUAUGCCACAGGAAUAGACUAGAACCUUCUAGAUCCUAUCCCGUACAUGGUUUGGUUGAGAUAAACCUUAACCGUCUUCCAUGUAAUCCCUAGUAUUCCCUAUGUAUCAAGUAUUCAAGUCCAAUAACCUCUGGAUGUGAUUUCCUGCUUGUAUGCUAUUACGGGAUAUGCACCGCAAUAUAAAUACAUUGUACGCGG